Molecule: messenger RNA, 1410 nt
Organism: Archocentrus centrarchus (flier cichlid)
Lineage: Eukaryota; Metazoa; Chordata; Actinopteri; Cichliformes; Cichlidae
Product: GTPase IMAP family member 7-like
Molecular function (GO): GTP binding
Source: RefSeq, a predicted model, not a curated record
UGUGUGUGUGUGUCCCUAGCGGCAGACUCCUCUUCACUUUCCUCAGCUUAAAACAAGACACGGUAGAAAAAAGGAAGCUGGGUUGAAAAUAGUCGGAACAAAGAAGCUUCCCUAACGGACUCACUCUGAGAUUAAACCAUCACGACUAUUUAAUCAGCGAGAACAAGUGAGCCGUGUCCCUCAAGCCGCUAAAUUCACUGACUUUGUAUAAACAGACAGUAUCUCACAGUUUGCUGACACCUGAAUCUUUGCCCACCAUGAACACCGUGUACGAUGGCAGCGUGCCUGCUACAGCUCAGAGUGAUGAGGACAAAGAGCCCUUGAGGAUCAUGCUUCUUGGGAAAUGUGGUGCAGGAAAGAGCUCGAGUGGCAACACCAUCCUCAAUAAAAUGGUGUUCAGGUCAGAGAUGAAGCUGGGGAGCAUCACUGUCCACUGAAAAGAGUCAGGGGAGGUUGGAGACAUACCCGUUGUUGUGAUUGACACACCUGGGCUUUUCGAAGGAAGCAACAAGGAGGACAUCAUUCGAGAGAUUCUUCAGCGUGUGAAACUCCAGGAACCAGGACCCCACGUCUUUGUGUUUGUAGUCCCUUUAGGAAGGCUGACUCAGGAAGACCAAGACACCCACACGCUGAUUGAAGCAAAGUUUGGCCCAAGAGUGUGGGACUACACCAUCGUGCUGUUCACCCACGGGGACCGCCUGGAAAACAAAACAAUAAACAACAUCAUUACCGAGAGUGAUGAGAACCUCCGCAACUUCAUACGGAAGUGCAGCGGUGGCUUCCACGUCUUCAACAACAAAACCCCAGAGGACCAGAAGCAGGUGAACUUUAUGGAGAAGAUCCAGACUCUGGUGGCGCUGAAUGGAGGUAGUUACUACAAGACAGAGCUGUAUCCUGAGAAGGAGAGGAAAAUCAGAAAAAGACAAGAGAGCAUCCUCGAAGAGACUAAAGAAAUUAAAAAUAAGGAGAAAAACCUGGAGGAUCAUUACAAGGAUGAAGACCUAAAGAUGAUGAAGACAAAGAUGUGGAGAAAAGAGGAGGAGAUGGCAAGAAAAGUUGCAGAGGAGGAACUUUGCAGCAAGUCUUACCUAAUGAAGAGUCUGAGGGUCAUCCUGUUCCUGGUUUUCUUGUCUCUACUGAUCUGUUGGGCUAUUGGGGUGGCAGCAAAGAUGCUUUUGGGAAUAGGAAUGAUUUUAUUUGUAUCUUUUAUGGUUUUUCCAGCUACCCCAGGAAAAAUACCAUGGCUUACUAAGAAAAGACAAUAGAUGUGCUUUUACUAUGAAGCACUGCAGUAACCGAUGAUAUAUCACUCUGCAUGUGAUAGAUGAAUGUAACUGAUUUAAUUCCAGAGAAAUUAUAUAUAAAACAUUUUCACAGGCAAAACAACUGUACAAAUGCUGAGAAAACAAA